Molecule: messenger RNA, 4374 nt
Organism: Malania oleifera
Lineage: Eukaryota; Viridiplantae; Streptophyta; Magnoliopsida; Santalales; Ximeniaceae
Product: phosphatidylinositol 3,4,5-trisphosphate 3-phosphatase and protein-tyrosine-phosphatase PTEN1
Exons: 8
Coding region: 530-1726 (398 amino acids)
Biological process (GO): phosphatidylinositol dephosphorylation
Cellular component (GO): cytosol
Molecular function (GO): protein tyrosine phosphatase activity; phosphatidylinositol-3,4,5-trisphosphate 3-phosphatase activity
Source: RefSeq, a predicted model, not a curated record
AAAGUUUCUCAGCCGCCAAACAGGCACGAGCUGUCCUGAAAAGGUUCAGAGAGCCGCCUUCUGAAGGACAGUCGAUGCACUGCGUGUAAAUUUGCUUUCGACGAAAACAAGCCAACGGAGGGCGUCACCCGGCGAAUUCGGCUCCUUUUCCUCCAAAUUUGGGGCUGAAAUGGUGCGAAAACUCCCUCCAAAUUUAGCAGAACUUCAAUUUUACAGAUCAAUCCCUCUUCCUCCCAACCGAAUCAUGGGUCUCAGCACCUCCUGGCCCCCUUGAACCCCCUUCUGCUGCCCCGCCCACAUUUAGCUUGCCCCCCCAGAGGUUGCAAGCAAUUUCUAGGGUUUCACAUUUGGUCUCAAAUCUCCUCAGUUUGGUUUUGUUACCAAGUUGGUGCCCUAGAAGUCGCUUAUUGCAUCCAGUGGCAAUCACAACAGGCGAAUUCAGGGAUUUUUUGAAUGUAUCCACGUUGAAGCUUCAUGUUCAGUUUUUUAGGUAUCUUACCAUCUUCAAGUGGUUGGUGCUAUCAAUCAAAUGGGAUUAAAAUUUUCAAAGCAGGGGCUGGAGAAGGAUGGAAAAUUUACUUUAGCCCAUGCCCAACAUCAUCUUAUCAAUUAUCUCACCAAAAGUUUUCGUAUACGUAACUUGGUAUCUAAGCAACGAAGGCGGAUGCUCAUUGGUGGUUAUGAUCUUGACAUGACUUAUAUCACUGAACGCGUGUUGGCAAUGUCAUUCCCUGCAGAGCGUAUGCGAGCAAUGUAUCGUAAUCCACUGUGGCAGGUGAGGUCUGUUUUGGACACGAGACAUCCCGGUCAUUACAAGGUAUAUAACUUGUGUAUUGAAGAAACUUAUGAUCCAUCACAUUUUCACGGCCGUGUGGAGUCAUUUCCAUUUGAUGACAACCAUGUUCCCCCCCUCCAUAUGAUCAAACUUUUCUGUCAAAGUGUUGAUUCAUGGCUAUCACGUGACCCAAAAAAUAUUGCAGUUAUACAUUGCAUGGCAGGCAAAGGUCGGACUGGCUUAAUGGUAUGUGCAUACCUAGUUUACAGUGGCAUGACAGCAGAGGCAGCUCUUCAGUUAUAUGCACAGAAACGUACCACCAAUAAUGAAGGAGUCUCAAUACCAAGCCAACGCCGUUAUGUUGGGUACUGGGCAGAUGUUCUUUCUUUUCCCCGGGGAGUUAGUAAAGGACCUCCAAAUGUGAAUUUUCCCCAAUCAUGUAACAGAGAAUUGCGGCGGAUUAGGCUUUAUGACACAGUUAACACUGACUCAGUUUUUUGUGUGGUCACAGAGUUACAACAGAUUCCUGGUCAAUUGUACCGUCCACCCGUAGAAGUUUCUAAGAGUUGCUGCAGACAAAUUAGAAAAGGAUAUCAGAGACCUAGCAGCCCCCGGUACUACUUUUCCUUUAUCGAUUGCGAUGAAGAAGAGAAUGAACAAGAGAUGCCACGUCUGGUAGUUCAAAUGGACACGGAGAGUCCUAUGCUCUACCAGAAGACCUGCCUUGACUAUUAUUUUGAUAAACCUUUACAAGUCACUGGAGAUGUGCGUGUCAUAUUCUACCAAAAGAUGAUUGGAGGGCGACUCUUCUAUGCCUGUUUCAAUACAUCUUUCAUCAAGAACAGCUUGCUACAGAUGUACCAUGACGACAGGGUGGAGAGCUGUGUUCUAGUGGGAACUGCACCUCUCCUUCAAAUGGGGCGCCAAAUGAUGAGUUUAACCACGUCCUAACUCUAGUGGAACAGGGUAUUCUGUUUGGAAAUAUAACGAUGGGUGACCUUUAGGAAUAAUAUUCGGGAAUAUAAUGAUUAGCUUGAAAUUAGAAAAUAAUUAAAUAGUCAUUAAUUUUGAAUUCUUUGCAGGACAAACAUUGCAAAACAUUCGGUAGACACUAGGACACAACUCUGAUAAAAUUUAAUAAAUAAAACUGAAAAAUUCCUAAAUUAAAACUGAGUUUGGUAGGACGAAAAAAAUCCAUUUGGAGGCAUGUUGAUUUGAAUUAUGGGAGAGGCUGAACUUAGGUGACUGAUGGGCAUAACCACUCUCUUGAUGGUACAUAAAUGAAUUUCCCUCUUUGAACAAGCUAGAAAAACAUUUUAGGUAAAAUGUUGAAGUGAGGGACUCUUGGUUGAAAAUUUUGUGUUCUGGUUAUGGAUGAUUUUUGUGAAUGAUAAAAUAUUUUAUUAUUCACAUAUUGGAAAUAUCUCUUAUGGUAUGGAAUUUUUUGAUCCCAUAUUUUAGGGUGGAUCUCGAAAGAUAUGAAAGAUUUCCCUCCAAGCUGUACAUACGACUUUCAUCGAAUACGGCUUUCCACAUAAUUCUAUAUAUAUCUAUGAGAUCGAGUGUGAAAUUUUGUUUACUCACUUUAAAUUGAGUAUCCGUUUCCAUCCUUUUCUUGCUAGGAUUAGAAAUCUUGUAUUUUAAAUAUCCAUAUGAUUAGUGCUUGGGUUUUUGAAAUAGUGUAAAAAGAAGUGCCUCGAGUCAUUGCUAUUUGACUCGAACCCCAUUCUAAAAAAUUCGAGGUAUUUCGAAUUGUUUGUUGACACGGACAAACUGAGGGAAAACCUAUGAAAUUAUUUCAAUAUUGGACCUUGGGCAUACACUUGUUAAUAGUUUUGAAUCCAAUCUCUUUAGAAAGAAGAUAUUUUGUCUCAUGGUAGCCCGCUCGAGUCCACUUACGAAAAUUUCGUUCUUGGGUUAGCCAUACACUUCACAUGUUUCUAGAGAUUCACGUGGCAUCAUUUGCUCUAGAAAUUUUGGUAGCUCUCCAAUGGUGCCAAGGGCAGUACUCUUUUGUAUUAUGGUGGUAGAUGUGUUAUGACACUGAUAGAAUGGAUAUUUUCAUGUUAUGGAGUAGGGAAAUUUCAUAAAUACUUGUAAUUUAGGGCCUAUGAGGGGGAAGCAGUUCUACUUUCCCCUUCUUAAUUUUCUUAAAAAAUGUAAAAAUUCUGUCUUCUUUUUUAUUUUUUUAUUUUUUAUUUUUCCUGCAUUUGAAUAGAAAGUUGGAAAAUGUCCUUUUUUGUGAAAAAAUGUUUUCCAGAUUUCUUGAAGCCUUAUUUGAAACUCAAAAAAUAUUAGGGAAAGAAAAAGAAAAAAUUAAGGAAUCGAUAUUUUAAUGUUUGGUUAUCAAGGAAAAUGAGAAAGAAAACAAAAAAUAUUCAAAAUUAUGAACAUAAUUUUUGAUUUUACAUCAUUAAUAUUUAAUUUUUUCCAAUUUUUAGUCAUAUUAAAAUAAAUUUUUAUUUUUUAUAAUAUUGAAUAGAGAAGGAAAAUAUAAGGGAAAUUGAGUUUUCUUCUUAUUUUCCUUUCCUUUUCUUUUCCUAAGUAAAAUUCUUAAUCCAAAUGGACCCUAGAGAAUUGGAAAACAAAGUGGUUUUUUGACAACUUACAAACCCUUAGCUUUUCUCACUCCCUGCAUUGUUGACAUAUUUCUGUAGCGUCACAUUGGAUAGUUUACAAUGUCCUGCCCUAACUUGGCAGCCAAAGAUGAAUUUUGAUUGGGAAUCCAAAAUUAUUCGGUAAUACUAAUGUUUAGACUGGUGCACACACUGUUGCUUUUCAGCAAUGAGAUGAAGCUUCAAACAUGAAUCAUCUAAACAUUAUAGAGAUGAUUUAAUUCCUUUUCUUUCAAAUAUGGGUUAUCCUUGCAUUCAUUUCUCAUGUUUUUGGCUUGAAAUCAAUUUUAUUAUACUUGAGUUUGAUGCAUGAACAUCUGCGUGCAUGUUCUUAUUAUAGUUUCAAGCUAUAUGUGAGAUUAAUCUCUAUUUAUUUAUUUUUUGUGGAACUUUGCAGUUUUCUGUGUGGGAUUUAGAUAAAGUGGGGAGCAAAGGUAAAUCCAUAUGUGGUCCUGCUUUCUGCUUGGAGUUGCUAUUUGGUCCUGCUAAUGGAAAAAUACCGACAGCCAGUUCUAUCUGAUGAUGUAUUUUGAAAUCUGUUAAGAUUUGGGCGCAUGGAUGUCAUGGCUUGAAUUUGGAUUUGUGUAGAUUAAAAAAAAAAAAGAAUUCAAUAUAAUUUAAACUAUUUAGAAAAAAAUCAAUAUACUUUUAAACCAUUUAUUAUUCAAAUCUACACAAAUCCAAUCCGAGGUCGGACUCCAUGCUUGCAAAAGCAGAUGGUGAGAUCUGAUGGUUCAAUUACAACUCUGUAAUUUUCUCAAGAAACGGUACAUUUCUUCUAAACCCUAUUAAAGUUAUGACAGAGUUCUACCUCUGAUUGAGCUGGUUGUCUCACCACCUGUUUUUUUAUGGUGGAAGACACUAGGAAUGAGAACAAGUUUUGUAAUUAGAAUUCUAAACGGCCAGAGUCGAUGCCUUUCCCUUCUUUCUCCCCUUUCUCACAAAAACAACUGCUAAUAUAUCUCAUUGUACAUUCUUGUAGCA